AUGGAUCCGAAUGCGUGCGCCGGAGCAGGGUACAGUGGCGAAUGCAGCAACGGUGGAUCCGGACCUGUGUGCACCUGCCUGCCAGAAUGGACUGGGGAUAGCUGUGAGAUUUCCAAAGGCGAUUGUUACGCUACUGUACAGUAUCCUGUUGGGGCUCUAAAUCCGGACUCCGGCCAAGAAAUCGCUUUUGCGAGCUUAGGUGUAGGUGCGUGUCUUAUGGGGUUAGUGGUUGACGUGGGCACCUACCGGAUGAACGGCCAAGAGUUUAUUGAUGCGCCUUUUGAGAUCUAUAUUGAUAAUAACGAUGACGAAACGGACGGCUACACCGGUUCCGCCGUGACUGGUGCGCGCUGGCGUGUCAAGUACCACAAAGUAUGCGAAUACCCGACCGCCUCUUCUACUUACACAGGUUGCAGCACCAUUGCCAAUGCCGACGUAAAUGUAGUCGACAAUGGUCCUGCUGGCGUUUCGCUAGUCAUUCCGUGGGAGAAUUUUGGAUUUGCCAAUGCUCCAGUGGGCCAGACAUGGAGGAUUGGAGCCCGAAGCCGCAACCUCUUAAGCGAUACCCGUGCAUAUCUUCCCGACACCCGGUAUACCGAUGCCGUUCCCAUGGCGUACACCAUCGCCCUACCCGGGACGCGCAGAGACACUGGAGAAAUUAUGGCUCGAGCUAGGGGUGGUAAGAAGUGCAAGGAAGGGACUUGUUCUGGACGAGGAACGUGCACCCAGGACACUGUGCUCAAAGGUGACGCAGAUCUGGACACACACACCCAGGCGACGCUGUGGACGGCACUAAACUGUCAUCAGUUAGUGGAGCACGUGGUACAGUCGAUCCUAAGACAGGCACUUGUUGUGGAGCUGCGCAGCUAUUUGUUUACAGAGAUUCAGAUCGCCAAUGCCAGAUGUGCGAGCGAUACGACAGCGUUUGAGAAGGAGCUGGGCAAACGGUUGAAGAAAGUGGCUAAGGUGGAUGAUCAGGCGGACUUGUGGAUGCAGGCGAUCGACUGCGAUACCAAGGGCAAAUGUGACGGGUAG
Molecule: messenger RNA, 1035 nt
Organism: Sphaeroforma arctica JP610
Lineage: Eukaryota; Ichthyosporea; Ichthyophonida
Exons: 4
Coding region: 1-1035 (344 amino acids)
Source: RefSeq, a predicted model, not a curated record